AUGCAACUCCUCGCACAGUUCUUGCAGCUACGAUAUGAGCUCAUCGGAAACCUCACAUCGUGGGUAAACAAUACUUAUUAUAUACCACCUGAGGCAAUGGCCUCGGUCAUGGAACAAGCGAUUCAAGAUAUCGGAAUGUAUCAAGCAUCUUUAGGGGAUAGCUACUUUUAUGUCAAGUGCAACGAGAUCAAGCAAAUGCUGUCCUAUGCAAGCUAUGAGCUUCGGAGGCAGCGGAGACUGACUCGUGAUAUUACACGGGCCAUGGACGGUGCGGUUGCUGGACUUCGACAAAUUCAAAUCAGUUGA
Molecule: messenger RNA, 306 nt
Organism: Penicillium daleae
Lineage: Eukaryota; Fungi; Ascomycota; Eurotiomycetes; Eurotiales; Aspergillaceae
Exons: 1
Coding region: 1-306 (101 amino acids)
Source: RefSeq, a predicted model, not a curated record